Messenger RNA from Coregonus clupeaformis (lake whitefish), 2431 nucleotides. RefSeq lists its product as uncharacterized. Lineage: Eukaryota; Metazoa; Chordata; Actinopteri; Salmoniformes; Salmonidae. The transcript has 9 exons. The record is from RefSeq and is a predicted model, not a curated record. Bases 1526 to 2338 code for a protein of 270 amino acids.
GGAAAGCUUUUCUCUCCCGACCCAGCUAGAACCACACAGACCCGGCCCAGAAGCCAUCCUGAGCCAGGACAAGACUAUCUCAGACCCUUUCACCUUUCCCAUCCCCGUCCCACCGCAACAGAGAGGAAGAGGAGGAAGGAGGUUAUUCUUAACCAGGACUGGAGACUAUGGGAGGCGAACACUCACACCCGGAGUGGGUUGAGGAAAGGUUCCGUUUUGAUAGGAAGAAACUGGAGACCAUGCUGUAUGGUGAUGAUGGAAACUAACACCCAGGUGAAAUGGCCAUCCAAGCUGAAAAUAGGAGCCAAGUCAAAGAAAGACCCCCAUGUGAAAGUGGAAGGCAAGCGUGGCAAUGUUCUAGUGGCCAAAAAUAACUUCUGGAGACAAAGUUAAGUGUCCUAAACUGAGAUUUAAUCCUAUACCUAACAUGUAAUGUAGCCAAGUAAACCGACUAUAUACAGUUAGUAAAAAAAUCACGUUCUCCUGAGUCAGGUCAACAAGGUGACCCUGAAGAUGGAUGUGGCUCACACAGAGCACUCUCAUGUGAUCGGGAAAGGGGGCGGGAACAUCAAGAAGGUGAUGGAGAUGACAUCAUGCCACAUCCACUUCCCUGACGCUACUGGAGAGAAGAGCAACCAGGUUUCCAUCGCUGGGCUUGUCCAAGGGGUGGAGGCAGCCAGGAAGAGGAAAUGAGAGUCUCUAACGUUACAUCUUAAUGCAUGGAUGGCUUUUAUUUCACAUUAUUUAUGUGAUCUAUACAUCAUCAUGACCUCUCACCCCUCUCUCUUCUCUGCCCAUCAGGACCUCCAGCCUCUGGUGUUGACCUUUGACCUUCCGGUGACCCUGGUACCCCAGGCCCUGCCGGACGCAGUGUUGCCGGUCAUCCAGCAGGUGGCACAGGCUCUGGGGAUCAGCAUGAGCUUCAGGGCUCAGCCCAGACUUUAUAGCAGCUGCUGUGUGGUCAGAGGACUGAGUCUCACAGAUAUACAGAGAGCCGAACAUGCACACACACACCACACUUUCCCCUUUCUCUGUCUCACUGUUUUCUCUGUUUCUCUGUGACUUUUAGAUGCACUUCCUUACAUUAAUAAAGAGAAACCGUGACUAAAAAGGGAAUAAUAAUUGAAUAUGAUCAAUUAUUAGCUCUGCACACAUUACUUUCCCCCUCUAACUCUGCCCUUCUCUCUCCCUACCCUAACAGAAGGCAGUGUGUGUCCUGAUGGAGCUGAUGCUGGGGUCAGAGGUUGGGGCUGGGGGUCAGGGCGGGGUCACGGGGGUGGUCAGCCCCCAGCUGGACGUGACCACCCAGCAACACCUCUUCCUGCUGGGAUAGAAUGGAGCACACUUCCUGGGGGUCAAGCAUCAGACCCAGACCCAGAUAGUCCUGCCAGACCUCAGCGCCCCUCAGAACCCUCCCUCACUCAUCCAGGGCAGCCCAGACGGAGUAUGUCUGGCCAGGCAGCAACUCAUGGGGAGGAGGGUCACAGUUCACUUUGCUCUUUGUAAUGGUUAAUUGAUAGAUGAGAUGAACUCUGACCCCAUGCUGGUCAGCAACGGGCUGACCAACUACUGGCUCAACAUGCUGCUGCAGCAACUCUGCCUCUCCGACCCCAGUGUGUGUGUCUUUUCAUAUACUGGCUCAGUGCCAGCCCCCGAGUCUUUGAUUGGCGCUCUUUCCCAAACUAAGCCCUGCCCGUCGCCCCCACCAGGCCUGACUCUGCCCUCUGAGGGAAUGAGGAUGGGGCUGAAGGGGACAGAGAGCAGGCAACUGGAGAAGAUCCCAGAGAACGAGGAUCUGUCCGGCCUGUCGGACGAGAACGAGAGCCCUGGUCCGAUGACAUCAGAGCUGAGUGAUGUCAUGAGCCAGGUCAGGAUGAUGAGUCGGAGGAGCAGCCUCCAGGGUCCUGAAGUCUGCGGGUUCCUCAACCAGGGGAGACGCCAGUCAACAGGCCAGGCCAUGACCAGGAGACUGCUGGAUGGAGAGAUGGAGGGAGGAUGGAGUGAGAGACGGAACAGCCUGAGAGAGAUGGAGGGAGGGAGGAUUGAUACUAGAUGGAACAGCCUGAGAAAGAUGGAAGGAGGGAGGAGUGAGAGACGGAACAGCCUGAGAGAGAUGGAGGGAGCACGGAGUGAGAGAUGUAACAGCUUGAGAGCGAUGGAGGAAGGGAGGAGUGAUACUAGACGGAACAGCCUGAGAGAGAUGGAAGGAGGGAGGCAUGAGAGACGGAACAGCCUGAGGAGGGACGUGACUCAGACUCAGGACACUCUCUGUGACGCAUCAAGGAAUGAGGAUUACGACUAUGAGAUGAAGAAACUGCUGGCAACCCAAGUCUCGUGACCAGUCAGAUCAGAAUUUCCCCAAUUGGGCUGCCUGUAUAAACGCAGCAAAAGAUCAGAAUUGUGCUGCCUAUGUAAACGCAGCCUGUGUGUG